CACCCUGAUGCUCCUCACUUGCCUGAAUGAGGUUCUGAGGGUCUUUGUCCUUGGCCUCAGGGAAAGAUCCCAACCUUGGUUGGAAUACAGCUGCUUCGGGGUCCAAUAGAGGUGAUACCUUCUUGCAGUGUGAGGCAUGAGUCCACGUUUGGUGACCUUGGCAACGAACAGCAGAAUUAGUGGUCAGAAGUACCUGGAAAGGUCCUUUCCAUCUGGGUUGAAGUGCGUUUUUCCGUUGAUAGACCUUUACGUAGAUCCAAUCUCCUGGUUUGAGGUUGUGACAGGGAACAUCCGGUGGUUGAGGUAAGGCUUCUUGGACCUGUGAAUGAACAGACCUGGCAUACUUCAUUAAUGACUUGCAAUAAUUUAGUACAGUUUCAUCAGUUAAUUGUAGGUCUGUUUGGUGUGGGGCAACAGGUGGUGUAGCUGGCAUCCUCAUGGGUCAUGCCAUGAGUAUUUCAUAAUGGGUUAGGCCAUAUUUUCUGUUAACAGUGUUCCUAAUGUGCAUAAGAACAAUGGGCAGCGCAUCAGGCCAUUUGAGGUCUGUUUCAGCACAAAUUUUCAAAAUGCGCGUUUUUAAAUCAGAGUUUUUACGUUGUACAGCACCACUUGAUUGUGGAUGAUAACUACAGUAUAGGUGUUGCUGUAUGUUGAGUGCUUGGCAGAUGUUUUUUACUAUCUGUCCUGUGAAAUGGGUGCUGCGGUCGCUAUCUAUUGUGAGGGGCAAUCCAAAUCUAGGGAUGAAUUCUUUGAGCAAUUUCUUUGCUACAGUGAUGGAAUCAGCAUGUACGCAUGGGUAGGCUUCCACCCAUCCAGAGAACACAUCAAUAAUAGCAAGAAUGUACUCAUAAGAACAGCACUUAGGUAGCUGCACAAAAUCAAUUUGCAGAUUUACAAACAGUCCCCAUGGAGGGGGAUGGGCUGCAGGUGUCGUUUUUACCUGUUGCCCAAUAUUGUGAGCUAAACAGAUGGGACAGGAGCUACAGUACUGUUGUGCCUUGGAAGGAAAAUUUGGGGCAAACCAAUUUCUUUGUACUGUAGCAAUCAUCCCCCCUUUGCUCGUAUGGGCCACAGAGUGGGUUAAAUGAGCAAGAUGUGGCAAAAGCCCUCUAGGCGCCACCAGGCAGCCAUCUGGGGAGUGCCAGAGAGAGUCGGGGUGCAGUGAACAUCCUGCACGCAGCCAGUCAUUUAUUUCCUUUUUGGGGGCCUGAUUUUGAAGAAGGGCCAGACUUGAAAGGCUAGCCAAAGGAGACUGGUCUGCUGAAAAACAAACAAAAACAGAGUUAGGAGCCUGUGGGCCAGAAAGGGCCAUGACGGUCUGCCAGAUCAUUUCCUCGUGUGACAUCAUCAAAGGGUUUCUCAUGAGCUUUGCAUUUAACAAUAGCAAUAGCAAAAGGCAAUUGAACAGCUUCUAAGAGCACUUUUACAUAACAACCAUGACUGAUUUGGGUCCCUGAUGAAGUGAGGAACCCCCUUUGUUUCUAGAUUUGUCCAAAAUCAUGAACAACACCCAAAGCAUACUUAGAGUCAGUAUAAAUGGUUGUGGUUUGAUUUUUUGCAAGAAUGCAAGCACGUGUUAAAGCAAUGAGUUCAGCAACUUGAGCAGAACGAGCUUGGGGUAAAGAAUAGGCUUCCAAAACAGCAUACUGAGUGCAUACUGCAUAUCCCGCAACUAAUUUGCCUGCAUCAUUUCUAAGACAGGAACCAUCAACAAACAAAACAAGGUCAGAGUUCGGGAUAGGAAUGUCCUUGAGGUCAGUUCGAGGGGUUAACAAUUGAGUUGUGAUAGACAGGCAAUCAUGAGGCUCACCAUCAGAGGCAAUAGGCAGAAGUGACACAGGAUUCAGAAUUGAACAGCAAUUUAAGGUUACAUUUGCAGCUGACAGUAGAAGUUUCUCAUAUUUAGUAAGACGGGAAUUGGAAAUGUGCUGAGUUUUGCCCUUGAGGAGAAGGGCCAUCACAGCAUGUGGAACUGCAACGGUUAAAGAGUGUCCCAAAACUAGAGAAUCUGCCUUUUCAACCAACAAGGCAGCAGCUGCAACUGAACGGAGGCAAGGAGGAAGUCCCGCAGCUACGGGAUCAAGGGCAGAGCUGUAAUACGCAAUUGGGCGAUGCUUUUCACCAUGCAGCUGAGUGAGUACUCCUAAAGUGAUUCCUUCCCAUUCAUGACAAAACAAGGUAAAGGGUUUCUUAUAAUUAGGAAGUCCAAGGGUGGGAGCCAGCAGCGGGAAGGAGUGGAGGCAGCACACGUGUGUCCCGCACGCACGUGUGCCCUUUUUACCAACCAACUGACCGGAGGCGGCGGUGGCAGCAGCAACAGAGGAAUCGGCAGCGGGGUCAGCAGCAGCUGAUCCCCCCGAAGGUAAGUGGGGCAGAGGGACCCGGCACAGCUGAGCCGGAUCCGGAGGGGAAGCCCCCCGGGUCCCAUAUAGCUGAGCCGGUAGGGAGCCGUGCUCCCGAGCCACGUGGCGCGUACAGAGCGUGCAAACAGGGAGGGUUAGGAAGGGGACUGUCCCCCCAGGCCAGGGGGCACCCCCGGGGCUAACCCUUGGGGGAGCAGGCUCCUGUGGCAGCGGAUCCCCCCAGCGGGGGAGCGUAGGGGCAGAACUGCCAGCAGGCACUUCCGGGUAGACCGGGGCGCCUGAUUGGCCGUUGGAGCGGGGAGGGUAAUUCAAACCAUGGGCUUUAAAGCCGCGGAGUGACGUAGAUCCCAGCACUCGGGAACCAGCAGCAGGAAGGAGAGGAGGCAGCACACGUGUGUCCCGCACGCACGUGUGCCCUUUUUACCAACCAACUGACCGGAGGCAGCGGCGGCAGCAGCAACAGAGGAAUCGGCAGCGGGGGCAGCAGCAGCUGAUCCCCCGAAGGUAAGUGGGGCGGAGGGACCCGGCACAGCUGAGCUGGAUCUGGAGGGGAAGCCCCCUGGGUCCCAUAUAGCUGAGCCGGUAGGGAGCCACGCUCCUGAGCCGCGCGGUGCAAACAGAGCACGCAAACAGGCACACUCUGUAAGAGCACACUGGCGUUUGUGCAGGCGUUUGCGCCGGAGGGCGGGCCAGGAGGGCCAGGAGUGGGAGUCCUGUAGGGGUAGGGUGUAGACACCGCGCAGGUCUACAAACAGCAGCCCGUAGAAUGGUGUCUACGAGGAGUGCUGCUAGGGCCUCUGCCCAGGGGGACAAGGCUACCCGGGGCAGGUCUGAGGCCUCCACCCAGACCGAGCCCAUGGGGGAGCUGGUGUCCCCCUACCUCCUGGCUUGUGGGGUAUCCCCAGCAGGGCCGGGGGGGGCUGAGAUUGGGGGCCCCCACACCUGUCCGGCAGUUGCCCGUCUUAGGGCUCUGGAGGCGCAGGUGAGGGAGCUCCGGGAGGAGGUUAGCAGGCUGAGGGGGAUCAGGGAGGCGGAGGACGAAAUUGAUAGUUACUUCCUUUCCCUGCAGGCCCAGGCACCAAAGGAAAAAGCACCCCGGGGAAUACCCUCCACAGCAGAGUGGCAGACGGUUACAGCCAGGACCGGAGCAGCACGCAGCAAACCAGUACCAGCUUCUCCAGUCCGACUGGUGAACAGAUCAAGAGAUCCACGAUGAUCCAGAGGAGGAGGCGACGAGUGCUCGUCAUAGGAGACUCCAUCCUGAGAGGUACGGAAGGACCCAUCUGUCGCCAGGACCCCUCGGCACGAGAGUGACCGGACGAGGAAGACGGCAGGAGAACUGCAUCAGAGAGACCAACUGGCGGCUUCGGCAGUGGUGUCUCGAGGCAGGCUUCGGCUUCCUGGACAAUGACCCGCACAUCACGACGAGGGACAUGCUCAGCUGGGAUGGGCUUCACCUGUCCCCCAAAGGGUGCAUUACACAGAUCUGAUAUCUGAGCUGGGAGCUGAUGCUUAGCACAGCAUGCAACUGGGAGGAUGAUCUGAGAAUGGGGACAUUUGAUGCAUAACAGAAUCCUGCAGUCCUAAAACCAGAAAGAAAAAUAAAUUGAUGUUAAGAUGACUUCAAAGAAAGAAGAGUCCCUUUGACACAAUUCUGUUUUAAGACAGUGACAGCAUCAUAGAAAGCAUUACCAUAGAAAUAGUUUUGAGGAGGAGACCAGGCUUCUAGCCCAAAGACUCUUUGAGACACCUGACCCUGUUUGGGAAGACUCAAUGAACUGGCAAAUGGAGGAGGCCCGGGCCCCCGAAGCAGACGUUGAGAAUUUGGAAGAUGGUAUCUUUGUGCCGGAGCCUGCAUGCGAAGUAGAGGUCAUCGCAGAAGAGAGACCGUUAAAUGAAGCCUUUUUAAUGACUCCAAAAAACCUACUCACCAGUACACCAGAAGGAAGCGUAUGCUUCUGCAGAGAACAAAGACCAGAUGAGGCUGAAGAGUUCAGAAGACAAUUAGGCAUUGAAUCAACAGAUCCUGUUACAAGUCCUGAACAGCGUUUAUCAAGUGGGGAAGCCCCGUGCAAUUUUACCACAGCAAGAACCUCUUCUAAAAUAGAAAAGCAGAACAAACACAUACAGUCAUGUUUUUAUCCAGUAGUAAAAGGGUGAUUGCACGAGGAGCCAUGACACCAGUAACUAGGUGUCCCAGAGCCUACUUAUCACCUGGAUACUCAUACAGAGAUGGCACAAUUCUGAAAUGGACAAAGUGUGCUAGAGAUUAAGUAUUGUUGUCUCUAUUUUGCUGAUGAACUGUAGGUAUAAAGAGGGGAAGUAUCCUUUGCUUCAUCCACUCCUACAUGCACCCAUAAAAUCCUUGCUGUGCACUUGUAUUGGGGCAUUCCUGGGUUCCCUAUGAGAAGGCUCAUUGUGAGGUGAGCACAGCAAUCCUCUGUGCCAGUGCAGAAAGAAAAUGGAACAUUUUGCCUGUAGUUUGAGCACUGGAAAAGUUUAAAAGUGAACACUCGUUAUCUCAAACUGGUCCUUAACCUAGCUCUGAUUUGUCAGUUCAUGUCCUGCAGAAGCAGAAAGAGGAGAUGUUGGAAUGGAUAUUUCAUGUGUAAGGAAUGGAAUGAAUGAAAGCCGACUGAUGGGAGUAAUGGACUAAAUGGCAUCACUAAUGGAUUUAGGAGGAUGAGAACAGCUGGAAUGGAUUAGUGAAGAGGGUCAGAGUCAGUAAGGGAUUUGAAGGUGUGAACAAGAAUUCAAUAUGCAUUCCAUUUGGAGUGGAUGAGGACAGUGUGGAUAUUAGCAUGUAGCACCCCCUCCCCCCCCGGGUUUUUCUUUUUUUUAAACUUAAAAAUGCAUUCCCUCUCCUUCCCCAACCAUUUCUGACUUUUUCUCUGCCCUCUCUAGCCCUUAUAAAUGAUUACAAAUAAUACUAGGUAAGCUAAAUUCUUAUACUCCCUCACAGUAACAAGCCCCUUUUAUAUUGUAAAUAGUGUUUUAUUAUGUUUGUACUGAUUUUUACUGUUUUAUAUUGUAUUAUAUUAUGAUUUAGGCCUAUGUCUGUAAUGUCAAAUAAUAUAAAGUUUCCACUUUGUAUGUCAAGUCUUGAUCUAGUGUCCUCUGCCCAGGUAUAACCUAUGUUGCAACUGUGACUCAAGUCUAACCAGUCUCCUGUAAAUUGGUUCCUGAAUGAAUAGAAAUGAAUGAGGGUGCUUGAGGUACAAUGGUAACAGGCCUCUACUGAAUGAUCAACUAAAUGUCCGGACCAUUGCCUUGCAUUGACUCACCCAGGAACCACAGACCUCACCCAGGAACAGAACAGAAACCUAGGAUUUGAAAGACAAAGGCUGCUGCAGAAACCAGACAACCCACCAUUGCAACAUAGACACCUGGAACUACACAUCCUUGCCUGGAGUGCACAUGCUCAGUGCACCAGGGUUGACCCUUGCCUGGGCAUGCCCCUGCCACUAGGAUCAUAGAAGGUCUGCCUCUAUAAAGAGGGGUAGUGAAGACAGACCCAGUGGGACGCCCUCUCCAUCUGGACCAGCACUAUGCCAUGCCACCUACCCACCCAGAGACUCUGCCGGCGACCCCCUCUGGACAACACCUUGCUGGAGAAGACCCCGACUGACCAUCGAGAAUCAACUCACAGCUCAGGAUAGAGUCAACUUUUCUGUAGUCAGCAUGUCCUGCGAGUGAUAUCCUUAGGCAUUGACUCAGCUGUGCCCCAGAGAAACAGCACCACUCUGGAAUGUACACCUUGUUCCUAUGUGAUUUUUCAAGGAGAUCUAGACUGGACUUUACUAGGUAGGAACUUCCAACUUCCUAUAUCCCACUGUGAUUCUCUACCAGAGUGUCAUGGCACCCCAGGAUGUGUCCAGAUCCUUUGAAAUUAUGCUGCAAGGUAUGAGGAGAAAAACAGAUCAGCUUAGGCUUGUCCUCACUGGCUGAUUCCUGAUUCCCGGCUGCCCAGAACCUCUGGAAGAAGGUAUUAUAACACCAGGACUCCAAAAGGCACUGUACCAAACCAGAAAUUAACUGGACCAAACUCACUGAGUUGGAUAAAACAACCCUGUUUCUGGAGUUGGAAAUUCACCAAACGCUACACAAUUUUGACAAGAAGUUUCAGGUUGGGGCCUUGGGGAUAGACAUUUGAACAAUGCUAUCUUUCCUUGCCAUUUUCCAUACUUUUGUCCUCGUGUCAUCCAUGGUAACCACCCAUCCAAAUCCUGAUCAGGUUGUCCGAAAAUGGGAUUCAAAUGCAUGUACACUGGUUGUAUGUGCACCUGCUCAGAAUGGAUUACCAGGAAGAGAUGGAAAAGAUGGUCCUAAAGGAGAAAAGGGAGAUAGAGGACUAAGGGGUCUUCCAGGAAAGGCUGGGUCCCCUGGACCAAAAGGUGAUCAAGGCCCAAUGGGUGAACGGGGACCAAAAGCAGAGUGUUGCAUCACUGAAGUCAAGCAUCUCCAAAAUCAAAUAAGAAAUCUACAGGGACAGCUGAAAUCAUUGCAAGACAUUAUCAAUAAAAAGCAUAAAGUUGAAGAUUUCAUAAAUGGGAGUCAAACCAAUGAAAAAUUAUUUGCUGCCAAUGGUUCUGCUGGUGACUAUAAGACUUCAAAAGCCACAUGCUCUCAAGCUGGUGGUCAUCUUGCCUCUCCAAGGACUUCAUCUGAGAAUGGUGCCAUACAACGGAUAAUACAGCGUUAUAACAAAGCAGCAUACCUUGAUAUAAAUGACAUGCAAACAGAAGGCAUAUUUAAGUAUCAAAGUGUGGAAGUAAUAGGAUAUGCAAACUGGGCUCCUGGAGAACCAAAUGAUACUGGAGGAGAAGAAGAUUGUGUAGAAAUGUAUACAGAUGGUAGAUGGAAUGACCGAUCAUGUGGAGAAGAACGGUUAAUAAUUUGUGAAUUCUAGUUUUAAUCUCUCUGCGUGCCUAUACACAUGCUCUGGGGUCAUGAUGGUGGGGGCGGUAUUUUAAUUAGAGUGGCUAUUGGGAGCUGCUGUAAUUGAAUCACCCAUAGCAUCUCAUGUAUUCAGUGUCCUGCAUUCCAAAAUGGUGGAGGGGGCACUUUAACUAAAACUCAUUUGACAAGCUUUAGUUAAAGUGACCUUACUGCCAUUUUGAAAUGCUGGAUGCUGAAUACAUGAGAUGCUGCAGCAUGCUGGAAACAUUCUGAUUAGAACACUCCAGCAGACUUGAUUAAUUGAGUGAGGCUUGAUUAAUGGAGUCUGCUCCAAUGUGUUCUAAUCACAGCACAUUGGAGCAUCUGUAAAAGUGCCAUCUGUCCUUAUUCUUUUUUCUCAGAACUGGUCGCAAAUAACCAUUCAGUUUUGUUAUAACAUUGCUGCCCAAUAAUCUUUCAUUCUGAAUGCUGUGAUGUAAUCAAGGAUAUAUGCUGUAUCUCUGCAAAAUUCCUACUGUAGCUGAGGAACUGUUUUUCAAUAAAGUAAUCAUGCAGUUUUGAUUCAGA
Alligator mississippiensis (American alligator) is the source of this 7829-nucleotide messenger RNA. RefSeq names its product pulmonary surfactant-associated protein D. The transcript has 23 exons. Bases 6520 to 7272 code for a protein of 250 amino acids. Lineage: Eukaryota; Metazoa; Chordata; Crocodylia; Alligatoridae. The record is from RefSeq and is a predicted model, not a curated record. Gene Ontology annotation, cellular component: rough endoplasmic reticulum; multivesicular body. Gene Ontology annotation, biological process: surfactant homeostasis; positive regulation of phagocytosis.